GAGAGUAAGAGUUGGGCUCCGAGCCUCCUAUAGGUCCUCUCUGGAGUGGAUACUACUGCUCGCCUUCCGGAAGCCACCACGGCCCCCCUGAACGUCUCUGGUCAAAGGUGGUCUUCCAUUGGAGAGCCAAGGAGCCUGUCAGGGGCUUUCCUCCGACCCCCUCUCAUCGUCCUGGUCGCCCGCAUUCCUGCCGGUGCCCUGUCUUCCUCCCUGCUGCCUCCCUGGCCUCCUGUCCUGCAAGCCUGGCCUGCCCACCUCCCAGUCCCUCCCAGACGGGAGCAGCCGACAGCUGUGUGCCCUGACCAGCUGUGUGAACCGUCUGCAUCGCUGCUCUGUUGGGGCCUCAUCUCCUCAAAUAACAAACACCAUGGAGGUGGUGCUGAUCUUCCUGUGCAGCCUGCUGGCUCCCACUGUCCUGGCCAGUGCUGAGCAGGAGAAAGAAAAGGACCCUUUUCAUUAUGACUACCAGACGCUGAGGAUUGGGGGAUUGGUGUUUGCCGUGGUUCUCUUCUCGGUGGGGAUUCUCCUUAUCCUGAGUCGCAGAUGCAAAUGCAGUUUCAAUCAGAAGCCCCGGGCUCCAGGGGAUGAGGAGGCCCAGGUGGAGAACCUCAUCACUGCAAAUGCAACGGAGCCCCAGAAAGCAGAGAACUGAAGUGUAGCCCUCAGGUGGGAAGGUGAGAUUCUGUCUGCCUGUGUCUUCCCCUGGCCCCCUCGCUGUUCCUGCCUCAGAGAAGUGCAGCGGGCCCCGCUUCUGUUAUGAGCCGCGCUCUGAGGGCAGUGAGACAGACGGACCGACACAGCGGAGUACUGCACAUGUGCAGUAAACGGUUGGGAACUAGGGCCUCUGCACAAGCCAGUGGUCAAGUUCACAGGGUGUCAUCUUAGCUGCCGUGUGGGCAGGACUUGGGGGUGAAUUACGGUUGGCGAAAUACUCCCACUCUCCAAGUAGCAUAAAGAGAAUGGCUUUUAGUGAUGAUUCAGAAAGUAUCUUAGGGCCACUCCAAAAAAAAUUUAACAUUUUUUUUUUAAAGAUUUUUAAAA
Molecule: messenger RNA, 1041 nt
Organism: Leptonychotes weddellii (Weddell seal)
Lineage: Eukaryota; Metazoa; Chordata; Mammalia; Carnivora; Phocidae
Source: RefSeq, a predicted model, not a curated record